AAGUUGUGAGCUGUUACCUAGGAGACACAUGGAGCGAGAGUCCUUCGGGGAGCGCCAGCUCUGAUUGGUCAGGAUGCCUCACUGGCCAAUAGAAACCAGGUCCGCUGCGCACAUGCGUAAGGAGGCUAACCCGCCGUCGGGUCCGUCGUACGUGAGUCAGGCUGAGGUUGCAAGAGAAGAACGGCUGCCAAGUCAGGAGAGGGAACUCCCUGGCGCCUGCCGCAACGCGACCCCAAGGAGAGGGACGAAGAGCCUCGCGCGUGAAAGGCCCUGGAAGCGUGCUGUCGUCCUUGCUGAGGCUCACGGGAGACGUAGUCCUAGCGAGGGGUGGGGGGGCCGUUCCCGCGGAGCUGGUGCAGGAUUGGCCAGGCUGGUCCCUCUGUCACCUCCAAAAAGACCCUUCAAAACAAGAAUGCCAUCUCCUCUGGGUACCCCACACCUAUCCCUCAGAGACUCCAGGACCACCCUUGAGGAGCCCGAGGCCGCACGACUCCGUUUCCGGGGUUUCUGCUAUGAGGAGGUUGAGGGACCCCGAGAGGCACUGGCCCAGCUACGAGAGUUGUGUCACCAGUGGCUACAGCCUGAGUCAUCCUCCAAAGAGCACAUGAUAGAGUUGCUGGUUUUGGAACAGUUCCUGGGUGUGUUGCCCCCUGAGAUCCAGGCCUGGGUUCGAGGGCAGCGACCAGGAAGCCCCGAGGAGGCCGCAGCCCUUGUUGAGAAGCUGCAGCAUGAUCCUGGGCAGCUGCUGGGCUGGAUCACAGCCCACAUCCUGAAGCCAAAGAUGCUUCCUCUAGUCCAGAAGACUAAGGAGUCCUCAGGGAGCCACCACAUCUCAGUAGCAACAGAGUCCUCCAAGGCAGGCCCUGCGGAGGCACCACAGGACGCCGGGAUAGACACAUCUACCCAGAUCAAUCGCAGUGUGAAGGAGGAAGUCAGUGUUGAUGGGCAGGAGAUGGUAUCUCCAAGCACCCUCCUUCCAGCCGAGGACCCCGAGGGACCUCUUGAACAUCAGGAGACAGCCUCCAUAUCCUUCCAACCAGGAAGGAUCCAGGAGUGGGGCCUGUUGGACUCAUCACAAAAAGAGCUGUGCUGGGGUGUGAUGCCGGAGAAGUACGACACAGUGGUGUCCCAGGCAAGCCUGCCGCUGCUACAGCCAGAGACACAUAUUGACUCUGAGCUGAGACCAAAACAGGAGACGCCAAACGAAGGACCAGAGUUCCUUGGGAGCCAUCCUCCAGAAGUGGGAGCCACUGCACGUCCAAGGCUAGUUCAAGCCACUCCAAGUAAAAGACAGAGCCCUUGCAAGGACCCUCCAGGCUUGUCUCCCACACCAGUGCUUGAAGCCCCAGCUAGGCCCACACCUCGGAAGCUGUACAUUUGUGAGCAGUGUGGCCUCAGUUUUGAUUGGAAGUCGGUUUUUAUCAUCCAUCUCCGUACACACACGAGUCGGCCAGGCCUGGAAAGACCAUCACAGGUGGCCUGGGAGCCAGCCACAACGCGCUCCCCUGGCCUUCGGGGAUAUACAUGCGUGGAGUGUGGGCGCAGCUUCAGCUGGAAGUCACAGCUGGUCAUCCACCGCAAGAGUCAUGCAGGCCAGCGGCGCCACUUCUGCCGGGACUGUGGGUGUAGCUUUGACUGGAAGUUUCAACUGGUCAUUCAUAGGAAGAUCCACCAGCCAGAGGGCCCAUGAGCAGCUGGGCAGGCAUGUCUCACCUUGGAUGCCUCCAUCCCCUAAUGCACCACUUCUGGCAUCCUCUCUAACUAAGAGGAGGGUUCUAAGGCACCCCAAGUGAGUCAGGGAUUGCAAGAAGGUUGCCCUGUCCAACGCCAGACUAUCCAGUGUGAGGAGAGGAGUCUAUUCCCUUCCUUUGGCUCCUGCUUUGUGGAGCCAGGCCUGGGUUCAAUUACUAACCUAUCCACUUGUACAAGAGGUGGACACUCCCUACUUCAGGAUGCUCAGAAAUUGCCUUAGGUCCCUCCUUGCAGUGGCUGGGCAAGAAGUCUCUGUGGAAGGUACUGGAAACCACAGCUGCCUUUGUAUCCUGCUGCAUGUGACCCUCAUACUAGUGUGCUGGAUUUUUAACGUAAGUUAUACAUCUGUAACAAGAAUUGAUAAGUAAAAAUUCUGACUUCUGACUUCCACUGACCAAAAGAGCAGCCGUGUGUGCUGCUCACAGGAACCACGACGGGGCAGCUGGGCCCCAAAGGUCUAAUUAGUCACUUCUCUCCACCAGCCUACCUAGUUUCUUGGCCACACACAUUGCUUCCCGGCCCCCUCCCCCAACUUUGAAUUCCUGAACUUGGACUUGGAUGAACAACUGACUUUCCUUUGGGAGUAUGAGGGGACAUGAGUGGCUUCUGAGAAGUUAGAAGUUCUAUGGGUGCCUCAGGCCAUGCAUGCCUCUAGGUGAAGGCUACACCCCACAUGGCCAGUUCACCAUUAAACUGGAGGACAAAGGGCCACCCCUCGAUGCCCAGGGAACUGUGACCCUCUGGACAGUCACUCAGGAUUUUUCAGUGCAUGGUGUCCUAUUAACUAUGCCUGUAAACUAGGUGGAUCAAAACAGAUUUACUUACUAAUUGUUCCAACACCAAAGCGCUGAAGCACGUCUCACUAGAUCAAAGACAGACUCAUCCUGGGAGCUACCUGAGACCCUUGGCUUAUGACCUCUUUUUCCAUCUUUAGCAGUGGGUAGUUGUUUACCUUGUUGAAUCAUUGAUACUCUGAUUUCUGCUUACAGGGCCUUUGCAAUGGCAUGGGUCCCCUUAGAUAUUCCAGAGGGAUCACCUUAAGCCCAGGUGAUAAAGCAGGAGCUUUUCUUUUAAGACAGGGUCUCCUAACACAGCAGCUGCUGGCCUCUAACUGGUGAUCCUGUCUCAGCUUCCUAUGUGUUGGAACUAUAGGCUUGUACCACCAAGCCCAGGUUGGUAUUUUAAAUUCUCUGUAUGUAUGUUUAAGACAGUUUCACUUUAAUGCCCUCAAACUAUCUGUAGUCCUUCAACCUCAGCCCCUGAGUGUUGGAAUUAAAGUUGUGUGUCAUUGGGC
This is a messenger RNA of Mastomys coucha (southern multimammate mouse), 3046 nucleotides long. It is a transcript of the gene Znf446, whose product is annotated as zinc finger protein 446. The record is from RefSeq and is a predicted model, not a curated record. Lineage: Eukaryota; Metazoa; Chordata; Mammalia; Rodentia; Muridae. Gene Ontology annotation, biological process: regulation of DNA-templated transcription.